GCAGGGCGCGCUCGUCUGUGUGAAAAUCACUCUCACAUAUAUAUGUUCUGUUCUGUCAUUAAAAGCGUCAAAAUAGAAAGAUCAUCAAGCAGUGGUUGACGUCAAAGACAGCAACUAAUAAUUGUUUUUGUUUAUUGGAAGGUCGAGGGGUUUUAUAUAUAUAGAGAGAGAGAGACAGAGAAAACAGAUCAGGGACAGAACAUGUAUGUUGACAGAGAGAAUAGAAGUAGUUGUACUUAAUUAAUCUCCUUGUCUUAUUUUAAGGUUUGGAUUUUCUUUUUCUUUUUUUUUUUGGUUAGUUUUGGAAUUUGAAUGAAGUGAUGUGAAUGGGUCAAUGCACGUCGCGGACGGUGAUCAGGAGCGGCGGAGAGCGGUGGGAGGAUUGUGUUGUGUCGUCGUCGGAGAGGGCGGGGUGCUUAGCGGUGAUGAAGGAGUAUCGCUCCAGGUUUUACAUAGCUCGACGGUGCAUCAUCAUGCUUCUUUGCUGGCAAAAAUACGGCAAGUAUUAAUUAGCGCUUAAUUAUUGUUCAUAAUCAAUCCGUUUCUUCUUCUUCUUCUUCUUUGGCCCAAUUAAUGAACAUUAAAUUGUAUG
Molecule: messenger RNA, 592 nt
Organism: Rubroshorea leprosula
Lineage: Eukaryota; Viridiplantae; Streptophyta; Magnoliopsida; Malvales; Dipterocarpaceae
Source: the annotation of a GenBank genome assembly